UGUAGUGUGGAGAAUAAACCUCGCGCUCAUCAUUGCUUUGAAAUCACAAUUUAGUUGUGUUCUCUUUGCGAUCCUGUGCUGAGAUCGUGUUCAUUAAAUGUCUCAAAUUGGGUGUUUUUAUUAAUCCAAAUACAGUGCAAUAAAUUAAUUUUGUUUUAGAAAAUGCACACACUAGUUGCUGUUGCAGCUCUACUGCUGCUUUUUCUAGGUCAAUCAUCUGGGAAAAUUUUUCCGCUGGGAGUGCAAUAUGAAUACACCGUCAGUAAUGUUGUUGUUAUAAAUGAUCUUCAUGCUGGUGCCAGUAAUUCCUCAAUGGAGCUUUCAACAAGUGUAAAAGUGAAGAAAAUCUGGGAUGCAGAAGGAAGAAAAAUUCUUGCUUUUACCCUCAAUGCACCAACACUCCAUGCAGAUGGCAAGGAGUUGUUUACACUACCAAAGUCAGUAGAUGAGGGAUUUCUUUUGGAAUUCGCGGAAGAAGGAACAAAUAUUUAUCUACUGGAAUCCGAUACAGUGUCAAUGAGAAAUUUAAAAAGAGGCAUUGCUUCGGUGUUUCAAUUCUUCCCAGAAAGUGGCUCAAAAACAGAAAUUGAUAUCGCUGGUGAAUGCUCCAUUUCAUACGAUGAGAUAAGUGAUAGAAUAUUUGUGAAGAGGAAGAUUAAAUGUGCAACAAAUCACAAAAAUAUUCACCAAAGAAAGGAAACUCCUCUUGGAAUUAUCACACCAAAUGCAAGAAACACGGAAUACACCCUCGAUGUGGGAGGAUCUAUUGAAAAAAUCGAAAAUGUUGAAUUUUUCCGGAUUUCUCUAGCUGGAAAUAGAGACAUUGGGGCCACCGUUGAUUCACGUCUAUCACUGAAAUUAAAUGCUCAGAAAGAUGAUGAAGAAUCCAAGAAAAUUUCCUCCUUCGAUGGUGUAUUUGCUGAUUACAAGAACUUUAAGAAAUUUGAAAUUUUCCAUGAACAAGAGGAAAAAUCAAAGGAAAACGAUAAGAUGGAAAAUGUAAUUCAAUUGAUUAAAAAGUUCAAAAAGGAUUUAUCUGGGAAAAAUAUUGGAACUGAAAAACUAUCCUAUACAACCGUCAAAUUAGUUGAAGUAUUCAGAGAGUCAACAGUGGAGGAUCUCGUGAGAAUUCUCGAUGCGCAGAGUAUGAAGAAUAUUAAAGGGCAACUGGUGGAUAUUUUGGGAGCUACACAGACCAUCACAUCUCACAAUGCCGUGAAGAAAGCUCUGGAUUUCUUUAAAGCAGAAAAUUUCCCUUAUGUUGAACGCUACCUUCAAUCUCUAGCAGUUGGAAGUAGACCAAAAUCCGAAGUUAUUGAGGAUCUACUGGAAGUCCUCAAAAGGGACACCCAUGAAAAUGUCAAAUUAACCCAAACUCUUGUUCAGACAAUUUCAUCAAUGGCAAAUAAUUUUGUUGCUCUCUCUGUGGAAAAUUCAAAAACACAAAUCUUCCAAAAUGUUCUCAAUUAUUUCAGAGGAAUCAUUGAGAAAACAUCCAAGACUGAGCGGAAAAUUAUAUUCCUUCGUGGAUUUAUAAAUUUCAAGUCACAAGAAACUAUACCAUUCCUACUGGAUUUCGUCCUCAAGGGUACUAAAUCAGUGUCGACUGUUUCAAUGAAAGCCCUUGUGGCUAUGCCCAGGGAAUAUUUCAGCAUGGAGCAUGUGUAUCAAUUUGAAAAUAUUUAUCAUCAAAAAAUUAAGAAAUUCGACUCGAGCAUAAGAACAAUGGCAGCAGAAAUCCUUCUUGAUCCACUCUUUUACACAACAUCAAUCAGAGAUAUGAUAAAUGCAUUGAAAUUACCAGGAGAUUCAUACGAAGUUAAGCAAUAUUUCAUGCAGAGGCUGCGGAUGGAAUGUGAAAUGAGCAAGGAGUUCCGUGCAUAUGUCUAUGGAAUUAUUCAGCAGGAUCCAACACUCAAUAAUUACAAUAUUUUUGCAACAAGAGGACUAUCAACUGCUCUCUCACGCCAAUUUCUUGCAGCACCGUCUUUCAAUAGUAGCCUAGUUAGUGUGCAAGAAAUUGAUCAGGGGAUCUUGAAACGGGGCAUCGUUGAUAUGUUACUGGAGACGGAAACAAGUAAAUUCAGCUACUUCACAAUUGGACUGUUUGCUGAUGGAUUGACUUCAUUCCUUGGAAGUUCCGAUUCGGAUAAGGAGGAUCCUCAAGAGGAAGCUACCGAAACAACAGCUGGAAUGGAACUCAUAGUUCAAGGAAACUACUUGAGACCUCUUGAAUUUUUCCGUGGCCAAGGAGAAUUGAUGGGUCACGUGUGGAGUGGAACAGCCUCAGAAUUGACUCCUGCUUAUCAAGCAACAACCCUCCUUCAUGAUCACAACGAUGCAAUUUGGCUUCAGAAUGGGCUAUCAGUGACCAUUGAUCUCUUGGGUGCAAUGUCGAUAAACUUGAAUGGUCAAGUAACCAUUAGUAUUUGGUAUCGAAGUGCAAAAUCUCGUGUUUUGCAAGAAAUUGGCCUGGCUGUCUAUGGACGAGUGUCUGUUAUCAAUGACUACGUGAAGAUGGCAAAUGAAUUUGUAAUGCAACAAGAACCUAAACUUGAUCUAGUCUCAGACAUUGAUUUCUCAGGCAAUCCCAUAUUAUGUAUGCAACUAAGUCAACCUAAUUCCGAAGUCAAAUUAACCCACACGAAGACUCUGGACAUCGAGGGGCUUCAGAAGAAGUUUAAGAAUGAAGCACGGACGAAGUACAAAAUUCCAGGAUAUACUCAUGUCCUUAACAGAAAGAACAACGAAAUAUGCAACCAAAUACAUUCCUAGAAAAUGAAAGAAAAUAUAUCGAACAAUUCAGAAGAGAUUUAAGAAAUACUUGUGAUUGAUUAAAUAUUAAAACAACAAACUAA
Messenger RNA from Lutzomyia longipalpis, 2858 nucleotides. It is a transcript of the gene Mtp, whose product is annotated as microsomal triacylglycerol transfer protein. Gene Ontology annotation, biological process: lipid transport; lipoprotein metabolic process. NCBI's taxonomy places the organism in Eukaryota, Metazoa, Arthropoda, Insecta, Diptera, Psychodidae. Gene Ontology annotation, cellular component: Golgi apparatus; endoplasmic reticulum; basolateral plasma membrane. The record is from RefSeq and is a predicted model, not a curated record. The coding region runs from base 163 to 2775 and encodes 870 amino acids. Gene Ontology annotation, molecular function: lipid binding. The transcript is spliced from 6 exons.